Folsomia candida is the source of this 1076-nucleotide messenger RNA. Its product is annotated as FMN-dependent NADPH-azoreductase. The record is from RefSeq and is a predicted model, not a curated record. Bases 409 to 999 code for a protein of 196 amino acids. Gene Ontology annotation, cellular component: cytosol. NCBI's taxonomy places the organism in Eukaryota, Metazoa, Arthropoda, Collembola, Entomobryomorpha, Isotomidae. Gene Ontology annotation, molecular function: FMN binding; oxidoreductase activity. The transcript is spliced from 2 exons.
AGAGAGUUAUCGUGCCUACAGACGGACGGACAGACAGACAUCUUGACAAAUCUAUAAGGCCAUCUUAAAAGGCCUAAAAAUUAAUUCGAGAAUCGAAAGCACGAAAUGUGAGUGUUGACGAUUUUUGUGCGGUUUGUUUCUGGGCGACAGUUUGUGCGACGCACACUAGUUCCAAAAGGUACCAGGGUUUUCGAAAAUUAAAGUUUUUUAGGCGUCGAAGCAAUUGUCGCAACCUUGUAAUUAUUACUAAAGUUGUCAAGCAACCUUGAUUCUAAUGAUUAGGCAAUUGAUGAAAGAUUAAAAUUAUAAUUAAAAAGCAACGAGAAAAUUAAAUAAAUAAAUAAACUAUUUUUCCAUUUUGAAUUUAUUAAUUUACUUCUGUGCAGCUCCGGAGAAUCAGCUCUAUCAAUGUCACUAAACAUUGUAAGCAUCCUAGGCUCCGUGCGUGGGGGGAGGAUGGUCGAACGAGUGGGGAAAGUGGUACACAAAUGCAUCCAGAACCGAGGCGUAACCCCGAUUGUGAUGGAUCCGUUGAAGCUUUCAAAAUACGAACUUGUCCAGCAACCACUUCAUUACAUUCAAAAUCCCGACCAUGUUCCAGCCUGGAUGAAAUCGGCUCAUGAAACUGUGCUGAAAGCAGAUGCGUUUUUUGUCGUGGUGUCAGAAUACAACAGUGGAGUACCUCCUGCUCUUACAAACCUGAUGAAUUGUUUCCCACCAUCAUCAUACCGACACAAACCGGUGGGGAUUGUCACCUAUUCGAUGGGAAAUUUUGGUGGGGCUCGGACCCUCACAAUUGUACGUCCCUACCUCAAUGAACUGGGCCUCCUUCCUGUUCCGUGUUACGUGCCAAUUCCCACUGUGAAUACAUUAAUUGACGAAGAUGGAAAUACCACCAAUCAAAUGGUUCUGGAUAGGAUUGGCCUGGCGGUGAAAGAGGUCUUGUGGUAUGGGCAAGGGCUGAAGGAUUUGAAACUUAAGACCCCUCCACCGAUUUAAUGAUUAAUUAUUGUAACUCUUGUAUUGAAAAGUAAUUAAAUGAUUUUAAUAAUAGCGAAAUAAAAUCAAGUAGUCUG